AUGAAUAAUACUCAGCAACCUGUCCGCUUCGCCAAGAAGCCUGUUUCGAGGAAGAGAGCGACUAAGGCGUGUCUCAAAUGUCGCAAGAGGAAGGUCAGGUGUGAUGUCACUCGCACUUCCACGCCCUGUACCAACUGUCGACUCGAUGGCACUGAAUGUGUCGUCGCUCGUCGCGCAGAUGCCUUCCCUAUCUCCAAUCGAUCCUCAUCCAUCGUCUCCAAUGAUAUCCUACGCGAUUGCGAAGCCGUCGCGGCAUCGACGACGUCGCCCUCCUCCAGCCGUGAUAAUCCACAGAGUCCUAUCGAAGACGCGUCGACCACGUUACACACCUUAGAGGAAACAGAGUACAGCUCUUUUGUGCACCGUGAGCGGGCGGACCUCGAGUCGCCGUCCGCGAUACCCGAUGAUGAUAUCGAAGAGAUUGAAGAGAUUGAAGAAUACAUACCUCCGCCGUGCGAGGAGCCGAGCGAACCCGUACGAUCCGAACUAAAAGCCCUAUACUCGUCGAUGCCAUUCCUGAGGACACUUAAUAUGCGCGACUGCGACUUCAAUCACCUCUUUGCUCAGGGCUGUUUACGCGUCCCUUCCAAGCCGAUCCUCGACGAGUUCAUUCGACAUUACUUCCUUUACAUCCACCCGCUGCUGCCCCUCCUCAACGAAGCCGACUUUUGGAAUGCAUACGAUCCUAUACCAUCAAAUACUGCCAAUCCCGGCACACCCGUUUCGAUGCUGCUCUUGCAGUCUAUGAUGUUUGCCUCUUGCACUUUUGUGCCAAAAGAGAGCUUGCAAACUCUUGGCUUUUCCACUAUUCUCGAAGCGAAAGAGUCGUUUUACACCAAAGCCAAGCUUUUAUACGACUUCUCCACCGACCCAGAUCCCAUCUCAAUAGCACAAGCGGCCACACUCUUGACAUAUUGGUGUCCGACUUUCCGCUCCGGACCCCGGAUGCCAAAUAGUAGAUGGCUCAGGAUAGCCAUACAACACGCCAAGUCAUGCGACGCCGAUAAAUACGAUAACCCUUCAUAUGGACUGCACGUGUCGCAGCAAGACAUGAAGAGAAGAAACGUACUUAAGCGAAUCUGGUGGUGCUGUAUUAUUCGCGAUCGCAUUAUGCCGCUUUGUGUGCGGCGGAACAUACAAAUUACAAAUGCUCAGUUCGACUUCAUGUCUUGCACGCCAUUAGGAUACGACGACUUGGUCGACGAGCUUGAGUCAUCACGCGUUUACAACAUUGCCACCAAGCACAAACUCAUUCUUGCGCUUGAGCGGCUCACAGAGCUCUGCGUCACCCUGACGGACAUGCUGGGUUUGGUAUAUCCAACUGAGACAUUGCCAAUUCUAGACGCUGAAGCACACUCAACGGCGUAUGUGCAAGUCCAGGAACACAAGAGAUCACUCAGAAGUUGGGCAGCGGCCACUAGACCACCGCUUGCGAUACAAGAUCUUUCACCGAAUGCGGGGCCGUUUGAAGAUUCUGCAGUGCUGUUUACUAACCUGGUCUGGAUUUAUUUCCAUGCCAGCCAGGUAGCAUUGUCUAAUUACGAGCUACAUCUUGGCCUUGUAUUAGGAAUGAUUACACAAGCAGCGACAUCAGCGCAAGAGACGCAAUUCCUUAAGAACAACCGAAGAGAUUUGAGAAGUGCCACAAAAAGUAUAGCGGAAUGCUUCGCCAGACUUCACCCACAUCGCCUAACGCGUUGGCUACCGAGUAGUGCUGUGGCGUGUACGGCACUUCCACUUGCGAUGCAUAUGGUUGAUAUCAAGAUGUCUUCUGCUUCUUCAGCCGCCGAGAUCUGGGCACGUCCGGAAGUCGCAUCGAAACAAUCGCGGCUCAACGUCCUCAUCCAAGUUUUCAGAGAGCUUCACCCUAAAUACGACGGCGUACACUCUAUAUCGAAGACAAUUCGAUACUUCAUGGGCAGUUAUCUUGAGCCCGAACAGAAGUUACUCACAAACGACCAUGUCGAUGUCUUGGCUCGAAGUCCUACACAAUAUUUACGACUGGCUUUAACAAUUGAUGUGUGUCUUAGCCAAGACCGACUGGCACAAGACAGUGACUUCCCAGCUGCCUUGAGGCGUUUUUUCACCCGAAAUCAAAACCUGAUGCCAAUGUUGUUCGGACAGCCGAGUAUCCCAAUGCCCAUGACGAAGCAAAUAGCACUACCCCGACCGUUAUCACCAGCAACAUACGCGAGGAGUUUCUCUCGGUGGAUGGAAGAUGACCCAUCGGUGGGGUUUGCUCUUCAAAUGGGCAUCGAUGUUGGACCACAGCCUUUGGUGGUUCACGAGGUUACGGAGCGAGCACAGAAAGCCUAUUCAGACAGUACAGAUGAACGAUCCCCAGCAUCUGAGGAGUCACAAAUUUGCGAGUCGGUAGGCAUGCCCGAGACAACCGAGGAUCUACUACAGCGUCUUCAGGGCGCGUCGAACUGGGCGCAAAAUGACCAGUCGUUGUAUUUUGCGCAACAGAUGGGCUUAGUAUCUGAUGGGAUUUCUUUCAAUCCAGGAUUUUUGUAA
Fusarium sp. VM40 is the source of this 2517-nucleotide messenger RNA. The record is from the annotation of a GenBank genome assembly. NCBI's taxonomy places the organism in Eukaryota, Fungi, Ascomycota, Sordariomycetes, Hypocreales, Nectriaceae.